This is a messenger RNA of Oncorhynchus tshawytscha (Chinook salmon), 1623 nucleotides long. RefSeq names its product adhesion G-protein coupled receptor D2-like. The transcript has 13 exons. Gene Ontology annotation, biological process: adenylate cyclase-activating G protein-coupled receptor signaling pathway; cell surface receptor signaling pathway. NCBI's taxonomy places the organism in Eukaryota, Metazoa, Chordata, Actinopteri, Salmoniformes, Salmonidae. Gene Ontology annotation, molecular function: G protein-coupled receptor activity. The coding region runs from base 1 to 1092 and encodes 363 amino acids. Gene Ontology annotation, cellular component: membrane. The record is from RefSeq and is a predicted model, not a curated record.
AUGGUCCUGGCGCUGAGGAGUCCAGAGAGUGAGAGAGCCCUCCAGGUCAUGACGUUCAUCGGCUGUGGAGUGUCCCUGUGUGGCUUACUCUUCACCUUCAUCCUCUUCUUUGCUGUGGGAGUUCCUAAGUCUGACCGCACCACUGUCCACAAGAACCUGAUUGUGGCUCUGGGGAUAGCUGAGCUGCUGCUGAUGUGCAGUGACUGGGCCUCUGCUAACGAGGGGGCAUGUCUGCUGGUGACGGCCCUGCUGCACCUCUUCUUCAUGGCCUCCUUCUCCUGGAUGCUGGUGGAGGGGCUGCUGCUGUGGAGUAAGGUGGUGUCUGUCAACAUCAGCGAAGACCGCCGGAUGAAGAUGUACUACGGCAUUGGCUGGGGUCUGCCUGUUGUGAUUGUUGGUGUAACCUUGAUGAUAUCCCUGGACAAGUACAAAGCAGACAGUCACUGCUGGCUCAAUGUCGAGACUGAUAUGAUUUGGGCUUUUGUGGGACCUGUUCUUUUAAUCUUGGCCGUCAAUGCGGUGGUGCUUUGCCGUGUUGUCAUGGUGACGGUGUCCAGCGCUCGUCGUCGCGUAAAGAAGCACACUCCCAGUUCAGCAUCUAAACUCCACACCUUUGACCUGACCUGGGCUGUGACACGACCAGUCCUUAUUCUACUGCCAGUGCUGGGCCUGACCUGGCUGUGUGGAGUCCUGGUGCACCUCUCCAUGGUGGUGGCGUAUGUCUUCAUUGCUCUCAAUGCCUUUCAGGGCCUGUACAUAUUCUUGGUGUAUGCGGUUUACAAUAGUGAGGUGAGGAAUGCCAUUAAGAGGAUCAAAGAGAAGAGGAAAGCCUUGUCUUUCACGAACUGUUCCCAGCCAAUCAGCUUCCUGCCAUCCCAGAGGGGUCCGGCCCAGUCGUGGACACACAGUCUGCCCCGUCCCUCCAGCCCAGAGACCAGCGGGACCUCAGGCCCCGGCAGCACCACCUCUACCUCACUGGUCAUCAAGAACGAGAGUUAUGGAAAAGAAAGUAGUUUUGUGAGCUUCUCUUUGAAACCAGCAUUAGGAAACCAGGUGGUUCAACUGACUGCUUUCAAGCCUUCAGGCUGCUGAUGGAAUUGGACACCAAGGCACAUGUAUCAUAUAAACUGGUGGAAAGAAAGAAGAAUUGCACAGUGAAUAUCACAAACAGAUACACACAAUAGAUGCAUCUACUCUCAUACACAUAUAGUAGUAGAUAGUGUAAAUAGACACACAUUCACACACACACACACACACACACACACACACACACACACACACACACACACACACACCCUACAUACAGAAUUAAAGACUCAAAUAUGUACUUGCAAGCACGCACACACAUACAGUGAUGUGUAUGUGAUGCAGUGUGUGAUGCAGGAAGUGUAUUUUAGGAGGACAGCUCCUCCUCCACAGUGCCCCAGGGUCAGGAAUCAUCUGCUGUUUAUGAAAUGGUUGUUUUACAGAGGCAACACAACGUUUGUCGUGUGCAUGUAGAUUUCAGUUUAAUUUUCUGUUGGAGAGUGGCUGAUCACACCUUCAGGCUUUUUUACAAUAAUAUUUGUGUGUGUGUGUGUGUGUGUGUGUGUGUGUGUGUGUGUGUGUGUGUGUGUGUGUGUG